Molecule: messenger RNA, 1553 nt
Organism: Nicotiana tabacum (common tobacco)
Lineage: Eukaryota; Viridiplantae; Streptophyta; Magnoliopsida; Solanales; Solanaceae
Source: RefSeq, a predicted model, not a curated record
UGCGUAUUCUUCGAUUUGUUACCAUACCAUAGAGGACCACAAACUUCGAAAAGCUUUAGUUCGCACAAAAAAAAAUAACCCCCCCCCCCCCCGGCCCUCGCCAUUCACAAAGAUCUCACCACCUCUUCUUCCUCCUCCUCAUUGUAUUACUCCAUACGCCUGACACAACAAUAGGGUGGGAAUAAGGCGAAUUCGUGUCUGUUCCAAUGAUUGGCAAUUCAUUUCUGUACAUUAUUGUUGAUUUUGGAACAAUUGAUUGAUGAUAGAUGUGAGUUUAUAGGGAAAUUUUUGUUGCCAUUUCAAAAUUGAGGUUCUGAAAUCCUCUAAUGGACUCGAUUUGGGUAAAUGAUGUUGCCCCUGGCGUUCCGGAUUUCAUGUAUGCGAUUUACUUCAUAUUUGCUUUCUUCGCCGCCAGGUUCUUCCUUGACAGAUUCAUCUUUCGCAGGCAAGCCAUUUUGUUGCUGCGAUUGGGAACCACCCACUUGAAAAUUGAUGAGCCUACAAGAGCAAAAAUUGUUAAAUGCUCUGAAUCCAUGUGGAAACUUGCAUAUUAUGGCACUAUUGAGUUUUGUGUCCUAAAAGUUGCCUAUCACGAGCCAUGGUUCCUAGACAUUAAGGAGUAUUUCAGGGGCUGGCCAAAUCAAGAGCUACAGGUUGGAAUAAAACUUAUCUAUAUGUGCCAAUGUGGGUUCUACCUCUAUAGCAUUGCUGCCCUCCUCGUUUGGGAAACACGAAGGAAAGACUUCUCUGUGAUGAUGUCUCAUCACAUAGUCACAGUUAUUCUGAUAUCAUACUCGUACAUUUCAAGCUUCUUUAGAAUUGGGAUUGUUAUUCUUGCAUUGCACGAUGCCAGUGACGUCUUUCUUGAAGCUGCUAAAGUGUUUAAGUACUCAGAGAAGGAGCUUGGAGCUAGCUUAUUCUUUGGUCUUUUUGCCAUCUCUUGGUUUGUACUUAGGCUGGUUUUCUUUCCAUUUUGGGUCAUACAAUCCUCAAGCUACUAUUUAUGUGAGGUCUUGAGGCUGUCUGAGGCCUAUGAUACAACGGUAUACUAUGUCUUCAACACAAUGCUCUUGACUCUACUUGUGUUCCACUUGUAUUGGUGGAUUCUAAUAUGUUCAAUGAUCACGAGGCAGUUGAAAAAUAGAGGAAAAGUUGGGGAAGAUAUUAGAUCUGGUGAGCAUCUUUGUAGUGAAGUUGAGGAAAACUACAGCUAUCUUAUGUUAUUGAACUGGUGCUGAAACUGUUAUUCAGAAGAUGAUGACUAGCUUAUGCUCAAAUCUUCUGCAGAAACGUGUUAUCUUGGGAAGAUUCAGAAGAUUGCAUAUGACUUGUAGGUUUGUCACGGCGUCUGGUUCCUUCUCCAAUUAGGCCUAGGUUGUCAUCAUCUAAGUUUUUGUUCUCUUUUUCUUUUGAUUGUAGGAGAAGGUGAAAGAGGCGUCUAUCAUUUUAAUUAUAUUACAAAAAUUUAGGUGUACAAAAUAACAGGCAUCUCCUUGUAUAAUGUUCUCUCUAACCAGAUAAUGAAAACAAUUUAAGCAGACCAUCUUUGCUUA